AUCUGUAUAAUAUUCGAUCAUUACUAGUACAGAUUCAUCCCUGUGGCCGAUGCUGCACUAAAGUCAUCCACCUCGCCAAUCUAACUUAUCCUCUCCAUGCGAUAUUCGUGUGACCUUAUCUCAUGCAUGUGGCUGUUCCCCUGGAAUGCUGUCGGAUAUCUCGAGGUCACUGAAAUGAUCCAUGCAAUCAGUGAGCUUUCGUAUAUCUUCUCUUUCAAGAAAUGGUUGGACAGGCGCUUCUGUUUCGGAAAAAGGCAACUCCGUUCGUAUUCAUUCUGGUCACUGCUAUUCACAGUGGGUAAGUAGCUACAGAAACAGAUACUCACUAGGAUUUGACGACAUCCAGGCAAGGACUUUCACCAUUCACUGUGGGCAGCAAAGCGAACGAGGUGGCAAUAAUUUUGCCAAGUCGCGACUUGCAAACAUGACGACCAAAGCUUGUGUAUAUAAGUAGUUCAACAUCUGAGCAAACCAUCACUACCAGAUUCCUUUUUUUCACACCUUUCCUUAGUCCUCAAUCUGCCUCAAAGCAUGCCGAGAAAGGGAUUGAAUGUGACGGUUUCAUUCAAACAGAUGCAGUGGUACGACUCAUACCCUUUUCACUGGGAUAAAGAAACGCAAGCCCAGUUUUAUUUGCCAUCAAACUGCUAGCAGUCAUGGCCGCAGAAACUACUUCUAUUUCAUCGCAGCCACCCUCACCCUCAAAUCUUCCAACUCUGACACAAACGUCCGAGCCCUACUAUCAAGAUACCCAAGUACAUAAUCCACCUCCACACAAGCCAGCUUGCACCGAGGAAAGUGAGUCGUCCUUUCACACUUGGCUUUCGCUCGGCUGGGUCGAUCAUCGCGCUAUGGAUACAACUCCGCAAAAGCCUGUCCCCUGGACGACACCCGACAGUGAAUCGCCUCCUCAGCUUCGGUAUUACUCGGGAGUGACGGCGUUCAAGCACGGAGCGGGACAACUAUCUCUCUUCUAUGAGCUCGAAGGUGGGGGUAUUAUUGAGGAAGACGGACCAGACAUCAGAGAGAUUCGCAAGCACGAGGGUGGACUGAAGCAACUGAAGACUAUGAUGAAACCUGGUUUGGCAGCCGUAUGCUUGGAAUUUCCAAAGAAUGCACGCGAGCUUGCUAGGCGACUAUCUGGCUUUCGGCUGCGUCGGGAUGGAGUAGAUGUCGUUAUUACUUGUGCACACUUCGCAACAUGGCCCAGUAUCCAGCAAGAUUUCGAUGAGAAAGCCCGAGCAUUUACUGAAAUGGAGAAACACCCAGUCAUCGCACUGCAAGCUCGCAUGGUUGAUAAGGAGGACGCGGAUGACUACUCUAGACACGUGAAGCUCAACCUCCAACUCAUCGCGAUUCACCGUCCGUGGGAUCUCGCCAUCUUCCGCAUCGUAGAAAAAACCGAAGACGAUGAGGAAAAGCAGGUGAUCAACUGGAACCAGAUGCAUUUCGUUACUCCAGAGGAUCGAGGAAAGUUAGGCACAAAGGAUUUGUGGUGGUCAGUGGGAUACAAUCUCAGUAACGACAUGUCGAAGCUCCAGACCAGCUGGAAGGCGUUUUUCUUGCGACAACCCUCAAAGGUUCAAGCUGACAUCUACCAAAAAUACAAGUUCGACGCGACCACUACACCCAACCUGAAAUUCCUUGCAGUCAGUCAGAGAACUGUCAGCUUCGGCACACUGGAGCAGUUCGCACCGACUGGAGAAGAAGAACAGACAUAUCAAGUGUCUAUCAGUAUAAGUGCUUGGUACGGUCGAUCUGGCUCUAUGGUUUGCACUCGUGAGAAUGGUGGCGUCGAUGGAAGAGAGAACCAGGUCUCUGUCCAUGGCAUCAUCAAGGGAGGAUCUACCAAAAGCGACUACAAUGUGAUGAUACUAUUCGAGGAGAACAUGAAGAGCUGGCUCGACAAAGCUUUGAGCUUCCACCCAGACGAAUCAGAACAUCCGGUUGACUUCAGUGAGCGUUUCAUCAUGGCUUAGGACACUACGGACACGGUGAAGCUCCAGAUAGUGACUUUGAGGGCAUUGAGAGAGUUAUAUGCUAGCAGAUCUGCAGUCUCUUGUGUAUCGACGCAGAACUUUCUUUUCUUUUCUUGAGUAUGUUAGCGAAUGGUUCCCUGGGGAAGGCUUGUCACACGGUUGCCUCGGGUGAAAGGUCAUUGUCUUGUACUUGCUUUUCAGUUGAUAGAUUCCGUCUAUUAUUUCCACUCCUCAAAGACGGCAAUAACACAAAUAAUUG
This is a messenger RNA of Exophiala oligosperma, 2238 nucleotides long. RefSeq lists its product as uncharacterized. Lineage: Eukaryota; Fungi; Ascomycota; Eurotiomycetes; Chaetothyriales; Herpotrichiellaceae. The record is from RefSeq and is a predicted model, not a curated record. Bases 657 to 1979 code for a protein of 440 amino acids. The transcript is spliced from 5 exons.